Dermochelys coriacea (leatherback sea turtle) is the source of this 3743-nucleotide messenger RNA. RefSeq names its product N-acetyllactosaminide beta-1,6-N-acetylglucosaminyl-transferase-like. The coding region runs from base 592 to 1800 and encodes 402 amino acids. NCBI's taxonomy places the organism in Eukaryota, Metazoa, Chordata, Testudines, Dermochelyidae. The transcript is spliced from 3 exons. Gene Ontology annotation, cellular component: membrane. Gene Ontology annotation, molecular function: acetylglucosaminyltransferase activity. The record is from RefSeq and is a predicted model, not a curated record. Gene Ontology annotation, biological process: transforming growth factor beta receptor signaling pathway.
CCCAUUGUUCCUGGGGACUGUCACUCUCGGAGUCCUGAUUUUCCCAUUGACGCUUCCCCCUUUUGGGACUGGGAGCUAGGCAACCGAAACACCCCCGCUGAAUGUUAGCGAGCCGCCCCACGCUUACAAUUAGGAGCCCUGGUCAGUUCAGUGGGAGCAGCAGUCCACCCUUAAUGAGGGUCUGAGGCUGGGGGCGGGAGCGGGAGGUGAAGCCGCUGCCGUCAGAGGGAGUCCUGUCACGCUAGGACCAUGCUGGAGAUGCUUUCCGAUGCAAAGAGCGCGCGAGCCGGAGGCUGAGCCAAGCCACUGGCUGGGGUCCGGCUGAAGCAGCAGCCAGGAGAGGGGGAAGCGGAACAACGCGGGCGUGCGUGCCGGUGGCGGGGAUCCCUAAUUAGCGCCUCUUCAGACCGGGGACGGAAAAGAAACCAAUGCGCUAGACCGCGGCGUGCACAGCAAACCUCAUCCGCGUCGGGUUUCCGAGGAUCCAUCGGCAGCGGGAGAUUUCUCCGCCUGGCUCAAGAGCUUGAGUUGUGGGGGGGCUUUGUGCUUCCGGCUGUCACUACUGGGGGCACCAUUUGAAACCCACCGACAAUGCGCCCGCCGAUGCGGUACCUUCUGGCCAUUCCUCUGCUGAGCGCGAUGGUUUUCGUUGUGCUGCACAAGGGUGAGUUGCACCGGUCAAAAAAAUAUCCCGGGCAAACAGCGUCCCACGAAAGAUCCCUGGUAAAGCGAGCCUGUGAUGCGCUGAUCGAACAGAAGAAAGCUUUUGUUUGGGGAAACCGCCUAAAAACCUCCCGGAGGAGUUUUGCCUGCAGUGAGUACUUAGUGCACAAUCACUAUAUAACCAGCCCUCUCUCGGCAGAAGAAGCUGCCUUUCCUUUGGCUUAUAUCAUAACGCUGCAUAAAGAAUUUGAUACUUUUGAGAGGCUCUUCAGGGCUAUUUAUAUGCCCCAAAAUGUUUACUGUGUCCACGUGGAUGAGAAGGCACCAGCUCAGUUUAAGAAAGACGUGGAGACAUUUUUGAACUGUUUCCCCAAUGCGUUUCUUGCCUCAAAAAAUGAGCCAGUCAUUUAUGCCGGAAUAUCCAGACUUCAGGCGGAUUUGAACUGCAUGAAAGACCUGCUGGAAUCAGGAGUUUGGUGGAAGUACCUGCUCAACAUGUGUGGACAAGAUUUCCCCUUGAAAACCAACAAGGAAAUAGUUCGGCAUCUGAAAGGAUACAAGGGGAAAAAUCUCACUCCUGGAGUGCUGCCUCCUGCCCAUGUGAUUUCAAGAACCAAAUAUAUCCAUAAGGAGCACAUAGGGACUGACUCCUCUUAUAUGAAAAAGACCAAUGAGUUGAAACAGUCCCCACCACACAAUCUGACCAUCUACUUUGGCUCUGCUUAUAUUGCUGUCACAAAGCCAUUUGUGGAGUUCAUUCUUAAUAAUCAACGUGCUAUUGAUUUAUUGGAAUGGUCCAAGGACACCUACAGUCCAGAUGAACACUUCUGGGUAACACUCAAUAGGAUACCCGAUGUCCCUGGUUCCAUGCCAAAUGCAUCCUGGGAAGGUAACCUGAGAGCAAUCAAGUGGAGUGAUAAGGAAAGCUCUCAUGGAGGUUGUCAUGGCCAUUAUGUCAGAGGCAUUUGUAUAUAUGGAACAGGUGACCUAAAGUGGCUACUUAAGUCUGCAAGCAUGUUUGCUAACAAGUUUGAACUCAAAACAUACCCACUCACUGUAGAAUGCUUGGAACUGAGUCUUCGAGAGAGAGCGCUGAACCAGAGUGAGACGCAGGUGAAACCAAGUUGGUACUUUUAAACUAACAACUCAGAAUGGAAAUAAAACUCCAACUGCAGUGGCUCUGGAAUAACCACCUCCCCGGAAAGACUUUUCUUUUGGGACCUCAGUACGGGUAGUUUGUAAUGUCUUGAGUGGAAGGUUUGAGUGCAGAUCAUACAAUACUGGAGAGACCAAAAAGGAGGCUGAGGAAAUGGUUCUGUUGGCUUUGCUGUAUAUGCACUUUUGACAUGUGUGGCUGGACAGCAUCAGUGCUGACUUGUGCCUGGCAAUAAUGUCAUCACUGUCAUGUUAUAUAUAUAUUUAAACAAACAUCAUGGAUCCCUAAAAUUUCAUACAGCAACAUAAAAUCCAGAGCAUAUUAAUGAGGAAGAGUUAUCCUUCUUUGAAGGAAGCAACCAUCAACAAGAUCUUAAAGAUAAAUCCAGGUGCAGUUUGACUUCAUGCAUACAGAAACCAGAGUUACUGACAAAAAAAAUCCCUGUGCCAAAUGCAUGUAGGGUAAUAGCAUUUGCUAUUUUUGACUCCCUAAAUGGGCAGCAAGGGGCAAGUGGGAAGCAGGAGGAAUGUUUCCAGAUCUGCUUGGUCCCUUCCAAAGCAUUCUGGGAGUGGGGGAAGACAACUGGAAGUUAGACAUUUUCAUACUGAUAACUCUGAGCUUUUGAGAAUAACUCAGUCACUCCAUCUUAUACUGUGAAACAUGCUAAUAGUCUGAGUUUUAUUUUUCUAGACUGUAUAUACUUAGUACAGAAAAUCCCUGUUAGCUGUUGGUUAUACUGUAUUAAGAUUCUCCUUCCCCAACCAGCCACUAGAUAUGCAAGCAGGACUGACAUUCCAGCCACACACGCAAGACCUCAUGCAAAGCUCCCUGAAGACAACUGAAAGGCUCAAUAAACCAGCCAGGACAUUGCCUGGUACGCAGCAAACACCACACACCAAUCCCACACCUAGAACUUUCAAAAGUAUUUUAAAUCUCCCAAACAUGAUGGAUGGUAUGUGUAGUUUUCACCCUCAUGUUCCCCACUCUGAGGAACCCCCUAUUUUUCUGGAAAAGUCAGAGGAAAACAAAGCAAAAAAAAAUAAGAGUACAGUUGUAGGCACCUCUUCCUUUAGUUGUGGAAGAUUGUAUAUAUGCCAAAUUCUGGGCACAUAGUACUAAUAGAAGGAGUUUCAGACUGUGCCAUCACAAAGGCAUUCAAAUAGACUAUUUUCAGGGCAGAAACUUGGACUGAAUUCCAGUUCAACUUCACUAAUGGAAGAGUUUCCUGACAGCAAAGCUGGCACAGCAGCCAGCCUGUGGAAACUACAGAGAGUAGGAAGACAGAUAGGGCAGAAGAAUUAUUUUUUCAAAAGUGACUAGUAAUUUGGAGGGUGGGAGGGGGCCUUCACUUUUGACUGCCCAAUUUGAGACUCUUUAAAGGGGCCCAACUUUUCAGAAAACGGGCUCUUCUCUUUCCAGCAGUGAUCUCUCAAGUUGGGCACCCAGAAAUGGAGAUACACAAAGCUGAAAGUCACUUUUGAAAAUGUAGGCCAAGAUUUAAAGAAGGGAAGGGAUCCUAACAACCUGAUAAGAAUAAUGGAAGUACUACAAUGUGCAAAGAGAGCAGGAGGUAGAAAUGGACUGUCCCAGACUGAGAACUAGAGGCAAAUAAGGGAUAAUAAAACCAACAAGAGCAGAAGCUGCAAGAUCAGCAAUUUAAGAGACCACCAACAGGAUAUUUUGCACUGAAUUCUCUUAAAAUGAGCAGGACCAAGUGGAUCCAGUCUUGAGAGAUCUCACACUUUCCCAUUUGAGUAACGUGAUAGCAGAAUUCUUAACACUUAGCAACUCACAAAGCAAAGCUGUCUGUUCAGAAUUAAUACUGUUGGCCUAUGUACUGACACAAUCCAACUCCUGUUAAUGUCUCUUCCUUGACUGAUAGUCAAUGUUAUAUUUUCAUGGAAAUAAAUUAUUUUGGUUUCAU